Molecule: messenger RNA, 876 nt
Organism: Saccharomyces eubayanus
Lineage: Eukaryota; Fungi; Ascomycota; Saccharomycetes; Saccharomycetales; Saccharomycetaceae
Gene: FES1
Product: Hsp70 nucleotide exchange factor FES1
Exons: 1
Coding region: 1-876 (291 amino acids)
Source: RefSeq, a predicted model, not a curated record
AUGGAAAAAUUACUACAGUGGUCUAUCGCGAACUCCCAAGGUGACAAAGAAGCUAUGGCCAGAGUUGGUCAACCAGACCCCAAAUUAUUACAGCAGUUGUUUGGCGGUGGUGGCCCUGAUGAUCCAACCUUAAUGAAGGAAUCGAUGGCUGUUAUUGUGAAUCCAGAAGUUGACGUCGAAACCAAAUUGGUUGCAUUUGACAACUUUGAAAUGUUAAUCGAAAAUUUGGAUAAUGCUAACAAUAUCGAAAACUUGAAGUUAUGGGGGCCAUUGUUGGAAUUUCUCGAUCAAACUGACGAAGAGGAGCUUCGCGCUGCUGCUUUAUCAAUCAUAGGCACAGCCGUGCAGAACAAUUUGAACUCACAAAACAACUUUAUGAAAUAUGACACAGGUCUGCGAAGCCUUAUUGCGUUGGCGAGCGACAAGACAAAGCCAUUUGACGUAAGGACAAAGGCGUUUUAUGCCUUGUCAAAUCUAAUAAGAAAUCACGAGGACAUUUCAGAAAAGUUUUUCAAGUUAAAUGGGUUAGAUUGUAUAGCGCCUGUGUUAAGUGACGCCACCGUCAAACCAAAACUAAAAAUGAGAGCCAUUGCGCUGUUAACUGCUUAUCUAACAUCCGUUAAAAUUAGUGAGAGUUUGAUCAACGUGUUAAGAAAGGAUGGCGUAGUUGAAAGUACAAUUGAUUGUUUGUCCAGCGAGACUGACUUGAACAUUAUAGAUAGAGUUCUAUCUUUCCUUUCUCAGUUGAUUUCUUCUGGAAUAAAGUUCAAUGAACAAGAAAUGCGCUUACUGAAUGAAGGUUAUAAACAUAUCGAACCUUUAAAAGAGAGACUUAACGAAGAUGAUUAUUUAGCAGUAAAGUAUGUAUUAGAAUGA